AGUAUUGUUUCAAAACAAAAUUAACUGUAUUCGCUUACUUUUUUAAAUACGGAUUUUUUAAUUACCCCUUGAAUGCGUCAUGUCAGACACGUCAAAACGAACCUGGAGUGGAAGUAAAGCGAAGAUUAUUUGACUUCAAAACUUUGUGAAAAUUGGAUAUGGCAUAGUUUGGCACUUUUUUUUUUUGGUCAAGAAAUGUUUUCAGAAAUUAUUUUAUUCUCACUACACUUAGAAGCCAUCUACCAGCUAAUGUUAACAUGGCCAUCCCCAUAGCCAUCUUAGACUGCGACCUUCUUCUGCACGGGCGAGGCCAUAAGACUCUGGAGCGCUUUGACCUGGACACCGUUUCAAACAGCGUUCUCCUCUCAAACUUUGGGUUUCCAAGAGACUUCAUCCUGUAUCUGGUGGAAUUACUCAGAGAGACUCUUUCCAGGAGAACCCUGAGAUCCAGAGCAAUCAGUCCUGAGGUUCAGGUGUUGGCAGCGUUGGGCUUCUAUACAUCUGGGUCAUUCCAGACGUCCAUGGGGGAUAUAAUAGGGAUCAGCCAGGCGUCCAUGUCCAGAUGUGUGACCAAUGUGACUAAAGCUCUGGUGGAGAAAGCUCCACAGUUCAUCACUUUCAAUAAAGACCCGUCCAACAGAGAGUACUCCUUCCAGGAGUUUCAGAGGGUGGCAGGAUUUCCAGCAGUCCUGGGCGUUCUCGACUGUGUUCAGGUGGCCAUCAAAGCCCCGAACAGCGACGCCUCCUCUUACGUGAACAAGAAGGGCUUUCACUCUAUAGCCUGCCAGCUGGUCUGUAACGCCCGGGGGCUUUUACUGAGCGCUGAAACGUGGCCCGGCGGCCUGCAGGACACCAGGAUACUGCAGAGGUCAGCCAUUUCCAAACAGCUGCAGGACAACGAGGAGGGCUGGCUGCUGGGCGAUGGACGUUAUCCUUUGAAGAAGUGGCUGAUGACACCAGUGGAGAACCCAGAAACCGCUGCAGAGUUUCAGUACAACCUGGCCCACACCGUCACGCAUGAGAUAGUGGACAGAACUUUCAGGGCCAUUCAGACCAGAUUCAGAUGUUUAGACGGCAUCAAAGGGAACCUGCAGUAUUCUCCUGAGAGGAGCUCGUCCAUCCUCCUGGCCUGCUGCGUUCUGCACAAUGCCUCCCUGCAUUCCGGCCUGGACGCCUGGACUCUGGAGAGGACAGAGCCACUGGAGCAACCCAAGGGCCCUGAGCAGUCGCUGGAGGACCGGGACAGCGAGGCGGAAGAGCUCCGGAAACACAUCAUACUGAAACACUUCAGCUAGAGACUCCACAGAGGACAGAGACCAGAAAAAGACUGAUGGAAGAGGUGGAUCAAUGAUUGAAUGCAUGGCUCAAUGGAUAGAUGGAUGAAUGAUUGGGUGGAUGGUAAGUAGACAACAUGGAUGGAUGAUGGAUGGAUGGAUGGAUGAUGGAUGAAUGGAUGGAAAACAGACAAAUGAUGGAUGGAUCUCUCAACAAUCCUUUUGCGUUAGACACAGAGAGGAAUGAAGUCCACAGGCACAGAGUUGCUGAUGCAGAUUUUUAAUAUUUUGCUCAUUUCUACUCUACGGACUACACUACGAUAACAUAGAUAUAGAUAUGUAUAUAUAUGGAGGAACAUGCAGGACGCUAUACAACAAACAGAGACAACAACACAUCCAAACACAUUUCAAACAGGCUGGCGCCCCCUAGAGGCUCCUGACUGCUUUCUCAGGACAUUCAGGUAACUUUGCAAUAAUCAAUCGCCUCCUGGAGAUUUAGGACUAAUCAAACUGUGUGUAGUUGCCGUGUCAUCUCAGUUAAUUACAAAUUGACUCCCCAACCCCCAAAUCAUCAUUUAUUUUAUUUUGAUGCCCCUCACCCCCUUUUGUUUUCCUCCCCACAGGACCUUCCACAGGCUAAAAUCUGGGAUUAUGACAGUACAAAAACAAGGCCCACUAUUUACAACAACUACGCUGGAAGUUGUUAUUAAUUAUGUACAUUUGGUAUUUGGUCCCAGACAAAUAAGAGAGAGAAAGAGAAAGAGAGAGUGGAUCUGGCUGCAGUCACAUAAUGCGUUUCUAUUCAUUUCCAAUGACAAAAUGGAGACAAAAUCAAAUGAACUAGAUGGAAGAAAAGAAAGGAGGAAACCCGUGAUGAAGUGAAAUGCGUUAUACACAACUUUUGGAAUAAAAUGACUUGUUUGGGGUUUUCAGAACAGCAUUGUGUUAUAGAUAGUGGUGAUGAAAUCUUCAGAUUCAAUCAAACUGAAACUAGUGGUGCUUUUUCUCCUGGAAUGCUUCUUCAAUAUUUACACACUUUCUACAAGCAAUCAAUAAAUACAACAAACACUGCUGCUGCAUGAUAAUUGGUCAUCUAUUUUUUUCUUUUUGUUUUUUACUUUUUUUUUUUAAUUUGUGGCCAAGAAAUAAAAGUUAGAAAUGUAGAAAAGAAUCAUUUUUUAAAUUCCGAAUCAUCCAAUUCAUGCGACAGCAGUUUUACGCCACGAAACUUCACCUCUUGUGAAAUGCCAAAUCAUCUCCUUUUUUAUUUUGCAUAAAAUAAAUAUGCUAAUUUUUCGAUGCUCGUAAUAUAUUAAAAGUUUUCUUUUUGUAUUUUUUUUUUAUUAUUUAAAAAACAAUAAGAUAAACUAACUUAAAAAAAUCAGUACAUGUAUUUUUUUUUUCCGCAUAAAUUAAAUAUGCAUUUUUUUGAUGCUGCAAAUAUAUUACAUAUACAAUUUAUAUAAAAAAAAAAAACUUUUAUGUGAUGCUUCUUAGCCUCAGAACGGCCCCGUUUUAUGAAAGAAAAGAACACGCCUUCCCAGAAAUACCAAAAUCUAAGAAAAAAAAAGUAAACAUUUGGUCAGAAUUAGAAGUAAAAAAAAAAAAAAGCUUAUUGAAUGAUAAAGUUGCAGAAAUAACCUAUAUUUUGUGUUUUAUUUUGAAAAUCUAAAAAAAAUGCUAGGACCUUUUAACAAAUGCAUGGUGCAGUUCUCCACACUUACUGGCACCUCUGGUAGACGUGCAAAAAGCCUUAAAAUAAAUACAUUUUAUUAUUCAGAAAAAAAUCCCAAAUUUUAUUCUUCAGUACAUUUAAACUUUUUUAAGAUGAUCUACAUAUGAAAUAAUGUUUUAUUUAAUAAUCCUGGGCUUCCUGUUACCCUGGGUAUGAAUAAAUAUGACAUGAUGGAGUCGCUAGUUUCUCUUAGACACUUCAAAAUGAGAAAGACAAGAGUACGUGCCACUUAGGAAGGCUAAUUGGGUUUGCCAUGGCAGUGACUUAUUUUAAGGCAUUUUAAACAUCUUUUUCAGAGAUAGUUGUUAUGUGCGGUCAAAUGGGCCAUACUGGACCGCAGAACAAGGAAGGCACUUUAAAAUGGCACGGCUUCAAUAUCUGAAGCAUUAGGUAAAUAAACCUGGUUACUUCUAGACUUUAGCCGAUUGUUCUGUUUAUUUUAUUGUGUCUAAAUGAUCUUUUUUGAGCUGAAAUUUGAAUGCUAUCUGCAAUUUUAAAAAUCAAGCAUCGAAUCAUUAUUGAUGACUAAUAUAAGUGAACAAUGAGCCCUUUCUCAUUAGGUGAUGUCUUAAAGUGAAAGCUCUGAAAACCAUAAACAUUACUUUGAAGGUUAAAAUCUUUCAGACUUUACUGUUUAUGCUUAAUUCUUCUUGAAAAUGGGAUUUUGAGGCUUAAGUUUUUUUAACUGAAUAUUUUACUUAAAAAAAAUUAAUAAAUAAAAUCAGAUAGGAAAGAUUGACUUUGUGCUGGCCUAUCAUAUAAAACAAUAAUGUGCCAAAAUGUGGAGAAGUAUUUUUGCUAGGCAUCUUGUAGGUAAACUGAUUCAGUGAAAUGAGUUGCUUACUUUAAAUUAGACUUUUAGUGCAUUAAAACAACAAUAAAGUUGAUGUUUCUAUCCAGAGUGUUCAAGUACAACAGAAAGAUGAAGGGUGCUUGACGUGGGUGUUGAAGCUGGGCUGAUUUGUAGCCGGAGCGAUGUGGGAACAGGAGGAUGGUCGCUGGUUUGGAACCAGCGGGUGGAGCGCUUCGAGCAGGAAGAGGAUAAAAGAGUCAGAAAACCUUUGAGA
This is a messenger RNA of Gambusia affinis (western mosquitofish), 4076 nucleotides long. RefSeq names its product harbinger transposase derived 1 (gene harbi1). The transcript is spliced from 7 exons. The coding region runs from base 258 to 1295 and encodes 345 amino acids. The record is from RefSeq and is a predicted model, not a curated record. NCBI's taxonomy places the organism in Eukaryota, Metazoa, Chordata, Actinopteri, Cyprinodontiformes, Poeciliidae.